Choloepus didactylus (southern two-toed sloth) is the source of this 3172-nucleotide messenger RNA. RefSeq names its product BCL2 like 13 (gene BCL2L13). NCBI's taxonomy places the organism in Eukaryota, Metazoa, Chordata, Mammalia, Pilosa, Megalonychidae. Bases 208 to 1614 code for a protein of 468 amino acids. Gene Ontology annotation, biological process: apoptotic process; regulation of apoptotic process. Gene Ontology annotation, cellular component: mitochondrion. The record is from RefSeq and is a predicted model, not a curated record. The transcript has 7 exons.
CGCAAGCGCGCUGGGGGUGAGCUCAGCCUCCAUCAUGGCGGCGGCGGUAGAUUAGGGCCGCGGGUCGAAGCAGCCACCACCGCUGGGGGAACCUGUCGGAAGUAACUGUCGCCGCCGCCGCUUCUUUCAUCUAUUCUGGGGCAGGGGCCAGGGCCAGGUUUUACACAUCUGUAAGUAGACUUCUUUGGAGUUCUGCUGGCCAACUCAAUGGCGUCCGCUACUGCUGUGCCUCUAGGAUUUCACUAUGAAACCAAGUAUGUUGUUCUCAGCUACUUGGGACUCCUCUCUCAGGAGAAGCUGCAAGAGCAGCAACUGUCCUCACCCCAAGGGGUUCAACUAGAUGUAGCUUCACCACCUGUGGAUCAUGAAAUUCUAUUAAAAGUUAAAACUGAAAUUGAAGAAGAACUAAAAUCCCUGGACAAAGAAAUUUCUGAAGCCUUUGCCAGCACUGGCUUUGACCGUCACACCUCUCCAGUGUUCAGUCCUGCUAACCCAGAAAGCUCAAUAGAAGACUGUUUGGCCCAUCUUGGAGAAAGAGUGUCACAGGAACUGAAAGAGCCUCUGCAUAAAGCAUUACAAAUGCUCCUCAGCCAGCCAGUGACAUAUCAGGCAUUUCGGGAAUGUACACUGGAGACUGCAGUUCAUGCCAGCGGCUGGAAUAAGAUUUUGGUGCCUCUGGUUUUGCUACAACAAAUGCUUUUGGAGUUGACAAGACGUGGUCAAGAACCCUUGAGUGCACUACUGCAGUUUGGCAUAACAUAUCUGGAAGACUAUGCAGCAGAGUACAUCAUUCAGCAAGGUGGAUGGGGCACUGUCUUUAAUCUUGAGUCAGAGGAAGAGGAAUACCCUGGAAUCAUUGCAGAAGACAGUAAUGACAUUUAUAUCCUGCCCAGUGACAACUCUGGGCAAGUCAGUCCCCCCGAGUCUCCAACCGUGACCACUUCUUGGCAGUCAGAGAGCUUACCUGUCUCACUAUCAGCCAGCCAGAGCUGGCACACAGAGAGCCUACCAGUGUCCCUUGGUCCUGAGUCCUGGCAGCAGAUUGCAAUGGAUCCUGAAGAAGUCAAAAGCUUAGAUAGCAACGGAGCUGGAGAGAAGAGUGAGAACAACUCUUCGAAUUCUGACAUUGUGCACGUGGAGAAAGAAGAAAUACCUGAGGGCACAGAAGAGGCUGCUGUGGCUUCUGCAGUCCUGCCAACCAGUGUGCUGCCGGAGGCGUUCCCUAAAACCCCAGUUCCCUUGCUUCCACCUAUCACUGCCACUUCCUUGCUAGAGACAAGCGAACCUGACACAGAAACGACUGCAGGUGAGAAAGCCAGCCCUGCCACAUCUUUGUUUGUAGAACUUGGCGAAGAAGAGGUGAGAGCAGCAACAAGUGAACCCGCUGAACUGGAAGAGGUGGUGGUCCCUGCACUGGAACCCACAGAACCACUGCUGAGUGAAGGGGAGAUAAGUGUAAGGAAAGAGAGCCUUAUGGAAGAGCCCCCCUGUGCUGGAGAAGAGAAAGCCCUCCCCCUGUCUGAGGGCAAGGCAGUUCUGCUGCUCGGAGGGGCAGCUGCUGUUGCUAUCCUGGCAGUGGCAGUGGGGGUGGCACUGGCUCUGAGAAAGAAAUAGCAGCUUUUCCGAAGAGAAAGAAGAGGAAAGGUAUCUAAGGCUUUGGUGGUAUUGACUGGAAUUUGAACCGUCAGCAGCUGAUCGGACAGUUGUAGAACACUCUGGGAUCAGUGGGGAUUUUUGCUAAGCAGGGCAGUGGAUUGAUCUAUACAUUAGGGCUUGAGGUGGAGGAAGUUCCCAUUUGAUUUUAAGUUCAGGGGUCUGGGCUCACACUAGAUUCAGAAUCUUACGAGUCAAGUACUCCCCCUAGGACAGGGUUUCUCAACUUCGGCAUUACUGACAUUUUGAGCAUUCUUUGUUGUGGGGGCUGCCCUGCAUACUGUGGGCUGUUUAGCAGUGUCCCUGCCCUCUACCCACUAGAUGCUAGCAGCAUCCCCUCGCCUCCAGUUGUGACAACCCAAAAUGUCUCCAGACAUUGCCAAAUGUCCCCUGGGGGGCAGAGUCCCCAAAGCUGAGAGCCAUUGCUCUAGAGGGUGAGGCUUAGUUCAGGAGAAUCUGGGAUAGAAAUUCCCAGGCAGAGGGCUUAGCUGUGGGCUCAUUAGCUACUGGCUUUUCAGCUCUUCGCCCCCUUGGAAUUUCAUCUUUUCUGAUGAGCAGGCUGUUUUGUAGCCACUUCUUUUUGGCUCUCCUCUUCCCCUAUUUCUUAGUCUUGUAGUAUGAGGCCUGCUCUCCCCUUAUAUCUCAGCUGCCUCUAAGGUACUGCACUGCUCCUCUUCAUCCCAGGUUCCUUCUAAGGUCCUGUGGCAGAGGGCUUGCUCUGUACUUUUGCUCAGACCCAUCAAGUCCCCGAAGCUUCUGAUAGCCCCACCUUGUUAAGAUGCUGCCUUUAAGAAUCUUUUAAAAAAGUUAAAUAAGUAUAAAAUAAAAUAAAAAAGACCCAGGGUUCCCUACUUAUGUGUGCAAGGGCAUGUAACCCUGUCUCAUUUAGAGGUGGGAAGAUGGCCUACAUGACCUCCUGAGGUCUCCUCCAGCCUUUUUUGUCUGUGGUCACCUUCCUCACCUUAUGGUUACUUGCCAGCAGCGUCUCUGUUGUUGGAAGGUUGCCAUCUAGGACGCUGGGCUGGUAUGUUUUUCCCAUACCUGGUUUCAGUCUCACUACUGGGCACCCCGCUCCUAUGUGGGUCUCUUGCCAUAUGGGAAGGAUUUUCAUACUUACAAAACCAAUCGAAUCAUAGCUCUUAUUAAAUACAGAAAGUCUCCUAAAUAGCAUUGAAAUAAAAAUUGGGAAAAGAGAGGCUUGCCCUCAAGAUUCUAGUUUAACUUCCACAGUUCAAGGACAGAGGCUUCUUUGCCCAAACUCUUCAGAAAUAAACCCAAACAGUCCCAACCAGUAUAUGCUAAUUGUGUCAGCACAAUUUCCUUUCAUCUGGCCUGAUCCCAUCCCUAAAGGAGGGGUGGAACUGUGUCCUUUUAUGCCUGAGGAUCACAGUGUCACUAUGCAGGACACAUGCUUGAUACAUAAAUUCAUCUCAGAUUUAUCUUAGUAAAUGUAACAAAUUACUUUUUAGAUCCUGAAAUUUGUAAUAAAAUUACUUUACCUACCCUGGUCACCAAAACA